Molecule: messenger RNA, 435 nt
Organism: Procambarus clarkii (red swamp crayfish)
Lineage: Eukaryota; Metazoa; Arthropoda; Malacostraca; Decapoda; Cambaridae
Source: RefSeq, a predicted model, not a curated record
AUGAAUGUAGGUUUGCAUGUUGCAAGUCUUCGAGCGGCACGACUGGGAGUUUUCCCGACCCGCCUCGUUUCGUUAUAUUCCCGGCUGGCCCUGCCUCGCCUCGUUCAGCUUUGCUACUUCUUCCUGAAGGACAUCACCUUCCUGAAGGACAUUACCUUCCUGAAGGACAUUACCUUCCUGAAGGACAUUACCUUCCUGAAGGACAUCACCUUCCUGGAGGACAUUACCUUCCUGGAGAACAUUACCUUCCUGAAGGACAUUACCUUCCUGAAGGAUAUCACCUUCCUGAAGGAUAUCACCUUCCUGGAGGACAUUACCUUCCUGGAAGACAUUACCUUCCUGAAGGACAUUACCUUCCUGGAAGACAUCACCUUCCUGAAGGACAUUACCUUCCGGAAGGAAAUCACCUUCCUGAAGGACACCACCUCCCCAUAG